Rana temporaria (common frog) is the source of this 3175-nucleotide messenger RNA. It is a transcript of the gene PIK3R5, whose product is annotated as phosphoinositide-3-kinase regulatory subunit 5. Bases 141 to 2807 code for a protein of 888 amino acids. Gene Ontology annotation, cellular component: phosphatidylinositol 3-kinase complex, class IB. Gene Ontology annotation, biological process: G protein-coupled receptor signaling pathway; positive regulation of MAP kinase activity. Lineage: Eukaryota; Metazoa; Chordata; Amphibia; Anura; Ranidae. The record is from RefSeq and is a predicted model, not a curated record. The transcript is spliced from 19 exons. Gene Ontology annotation, molecular function: 1-phosphatidylinositol-3-kinase regulator activity.
GCCUUGUGUGAGAUGUGAGUCCCGGAUCAGAGGAGGACCAGACGUCUCUAAGGACCCCCCCCCCCUAGACCCCCCGAUUCCUGCCCCCUGCAGGUGAUGGGAGAACAGCAGUGACAAGACGUGGAAGGACAUGUCUUAAGAUGCAGAACACAUCCUGUACCGAGGACAGGAUUCAGCAUGCUCUGGAGAGAUGUCUGCAUGGACUCAGCAGAACGCCGGGCUCCUCCUCUUCCUGGACAGCCGGGCUGUGCCUCAAUUACUGGAGUCUGGAGGAACUGGUGAACCGCGAGGCUGCCAAUCAUAUUAUUUUAGCGGAAAAGAUCCUGGACAGAACCAGACAGGCCCAAGAAAAAUGUGAAUACGAACUUCUUGCCCCCUUGGCUCUGAUGUUCCAUUUUGCGGUUCUUUCGGCUCCCUGGAUCCCUCUAGAGUGUGACCUUCUUCUGAAAGCCUUUGAGACGUUCCACAUCUUCCUCACCUGGCCGGCUCCCUACUGUGACAUCUAUCAGGAGCUCCUCAGUUUCAUCAGUGAAGAGCAGAAAGCUCCAGGAAUCUCCUACCAGCGCCUGGUGAGGGCAGAGCAAGGUCUCCUCACGAAAUCCUCCCUGCCCAGCAUCCUAACGGUGCUGUUGGUGAAUCCCGCGGAGCUUCCUAGAGAGUUCCUAUCAGUUGCUGAACAUCUGAGUAGCACAGAGCAAAGUGCUGAGAACAAAUACAUCUCCCUCAUCCAACAUCUCUACCAGGCCAGCCUGGGCCCUUCUACCCAGAUCUCCGCCAUUGGAGAUACACUCAAGUCGAAGACUUUAGCAGAACUGGAAGCCAUCUUUGCAGAUUUAACGGAGGCUUUGGAAUUCUCGGCCGGCGAGAACAAUGCAGACAAAAAACGGGACUGGCUAAAAGACAGAUUACAGGAGAUCGGGAGACAGGCCGGACUGCUGGGGGAUGGGACAGUUCCUAUUUCCACCGAUCAUUUCCUGCCGAUCUCUCUGCCGGUGCCCAAAUGUUACACAUACAGCUGGGACCAGGACAACUUUGAUGUGCUGAAUAAUAUCAUUUUAAAUGAAGGAUGCACUAGAUCGACGUGUCUUACUCCAGAGUAUGAAGUCAAUGAGGAAGAUGAUGAGGAUGAGGAUGACGAGGAAUUGGAAGAGGUAGAGGAGGAGGUUAAUCAUGAAGGUCACCAAAGGGACUCGGUUUUCUCCAAUCAGUCAAGGUGCUGUGUCUACUGGAACAUCCCAAGCAACUUUCAGGAGGAGAUGGCCAACACCAGCCUGCCACGUGACAUAAUAGACAACAGCACUAAGUCCUUCGUGUCCAGUUUGUCCAGCUGUGUGGACAGCGGUUACAUGGAGGACAGUGAUGACAGCUCCCAGGAGAUGUCCGACAAAACAGAGUACCGAGAAGAAAGGGUCAACCGAAAGUUCACUCAGAAGAUCUGCAAGUUCUUUAAACCAAAGAAUAAUGGACCCAAAGCCAAACUGAAGGCAGAGUUGGGCAAUUCUCCAACCCAUUCUGUAAUGGGCUCAAUGUCCAACCUUCAACAGAGUCUCCCCUUGAGGCGAGCAGGAAGCCUGUACACCCCACAAGCCAGGAGAGUACCGGAACGGUCCAAGAGAUCCAAGUCGCUUCCUCAAAACGCACUCGGUGCCCAUAUUUGGGAGAUCCAACAGAACCAAAUGCUAGCCCUAAACAGAAGACCGUUUCUCAGCUGCAACGAGGACUCUAAGGCUUCAACUUUGAGGGUUGUGGUGUUUGGUUCAGACCGAAUUUCUGGGAAAUUAGCUCGGGCUUACAGCAAUCUCAGGUUGAAGGAAAGCAACUGUCCCCUGUUAACGAGGUUUUUUAAGCUGCAGUUGUACUACGUCCCAGUGAAGAGGAACAGCCCCACUUCGUGUACAUCACUGACAAGCCCAAGUUCCCCUUUAAAGUCUCCCAACCCGCCUGGACCGACCAACCUAGAGGAUGUGAUCGGGGACGAGGAAAGCACUAACGAUAUCUCUCACUACAUCGGGAUGUUGGACCCAUGGUACAAGCGCAAUAUCCAGGGUCUGAUGGACCUCUCCACCCCCGUUUCCUGUCAGACAUCUACUCCUGAAAAUGACUCGGCAGACACGCGGAAAAUGCCCAUCCUUGCCGACAUGGUGCUGUAUUAUUGCCGGUUUGCCAAGCGAUCUUUGCUCCUGCAGCUGUACAGAGCCGAGAUCACCUUUGAUGGAGGCAGAAAACAGACGGAGGUCUUCAUCCAGUCUUUGGAACUUGGUCAUUCCGCGGCUCUAAGAGCCAUCAAAGCUUCAGGUCCCGGGUGUAAGAGGCUCGGAAUAGACGGAGAUCGCGAAGCAAUCCCAUUUACACUACAAAUCGUCUACAGCAAGUCCAGUGUGAGCGGCCGAAGCCGAUGGAGCGAUGGAGAGAAAGUCUGUACGUCCGUCAGCUUGAGGAAAGCAUGCAAUUCAUACGAAGAACUUGAUUCUAGAAUGGAAUGUCUGAAUCUCACUGUACGGGAGGUGGUGAAGAGACAAAACUCCAAGACGAAGAAAAGCUUCAACCAGCAGAUCAGCAUUUCGCAAAUCAAAGUAGACAAAGCGCAGAUUAUUGCGCAGAAUGGAGGAACGUUCCCCUUGUGCCUGGACCAGGAUGAACGCAAAAUCCUUCAGAGGGUCAUCAGGUGUGAAGUUUCGCCGUGUUACAAGCCUGAGAUCAGAGACUUCCGUAAAAUCUAUCUGCCGCACUGGUCACAGACGGCUCAGGACCAGUUCUGCUCCCUCCUGUGCCUGCCGGUGGCAACGUUCAGCGGGGGUCACCUCUAGAGGGCGACGCACAGCUUUAUUGUCCGAUGAAUGCGCCCCCCUCUAAAGAGCGCCAUUUUCUGUCCCUCCGGAACUGGAAUGUCUUCUUUCUAUGGUACGAGAAAACUUUUAAAACCGCAGCAAAGAGAUACUUCAAUGCUGGGUUUGAGGAGCAAAGAAAAAUUCCGAUUGGCCUCCAUCCCAUGCGAUCUUCUGUAGAGGGUUCAUAAUUGAAGUCCAGCCCUUCAUGUAGGACUCUGGGAAGAAGAGAUAUCGGAUACAAUGUAUCAAGGCAGCCAUAUUGUCAAGUAGUUGCUUGAGAAAAUGGACAAGAGGUGUUGGAACCCUGUGGGGUUUCCCUAUCCGCUGGAACCUCGGUUUUCGAGUAA